GAAUUGUUUCAAUUAUGACUCUCACUGUUCUUGCCUAUGAACGCUAUAUUCGAGUAGUCCAUGCAAAAGUGAUUGACUUCUCUUGGUCUUGGCGGGCUAUCACAUACAUCUGGCUCUAUUCGUUAGCCUGGACUGGAGCACCUCUUUUGGGCUGGAACAGAUAUACACUGGAAAUUCAUGGAUUAGGUUGCUCAGUGGACUGGAAGUCGAAAGAUCCCAAUGAUACCUCCUUUGUGCUCCUUUUUUUCCUUAGCUGUCUAGUAGCACCUGUUGGGAUCAUGGCCUAUUGCUAUGGCCAUAUUCUCUAUGCAGUACGAAUGCUUCACUGUGUGGAAGACUUCCAGACUGUUCAAACAAUCAAACUUCUAAAAUACGAAAAGAAGGUGGCUAAAAUGUGUUUCUUAAUGAUCUCCACAUUCCUUAUUUGUUGGAUGCCCUAUGCAGUGGUCUCCCUCCUGGUAACAUAUGGCUAUAGCAACCUUGUAACUCCAACAGUAGCUAUCAUCCCAUUUUUCUUUGCCAAGUCAAGCACUGCUUAUAAUCCGGUCAUCUAUAUUUUCAUGAGCAGAAAGUUUCGACGAUGCCUUUUGCAACUCCUAUGCUUUCGCCUGAUGAGAUUCCAGAGGAGCAUGAAAGAGACACCAACAACAGGGAAUGACAAACCAAUACGACCAAUAGUUAUGUCUCAGAAAGCACGGGACAGGCCAAAGAAGAAAGUGACUUUCAGUUCUUCCUCUAUCAUUUUUAUUAUCACCAGUGAUGACGCUCAGCAAAUAGAUGACAACACUAAACACAAUGGGACAAAAGUAAAUGUCAUCCAAGUAAAGCCACUAUAG
Pelecanus crispus (Dalmatian pelican) is the source of this 836-nucleotide messenger RNA. The record is from RefSeq and is a predicted model, not a curated record. Lineage: Eukaryota; Metazoa; Chordata; Aves; Pelecaniformes; Pelecanidae.